AAGCGAUUAUUAGCCAUGGGGUGGAUAACUCGACUCACCUUCGUACUUUUCUUCACCUGCACGCAGAUUUACUCUGCUUUAGGAGCUUCAGCUGACGUAUGGGGAAAUCCUGGAACGGCAGAAGGUCUCCUUCAGGCAUUUACUCAACAACUGCAAAUGUCUGGGGCAUUUUCGUAUGACCAAAUGGACGACAUAUCAUCCAUCAGCGAUACCAUUAUGGACGCCAUCGAGAGAAGUGCUCGUUCGAAUAAAAGCUCCAAAUCCAAGCUACAAGCUCUGAACAUGGCUUUCGCCUCUUCAGUAGCAGAAAUAGCCGCCUCUGGAGAAGGAGGACAACCGCUGUCAGUCAAAACUGGAGCAAUAAUGGAUGCAUUGGCAAGUGCAUUUAUGCAGACCACAGGCAUGGUAGAUCAAGUAUUCUUAAAUGAAAUGAAUGAAUUGAUAACCAUGUUUACUCAAGUCAGCGCAAACGAAAUCUCCAGUUCAGGUGCUGCCGCUUCUGCUGCCGCCGCUUCCGCCGCUGGGGCAGGAGGCUAUGGAGGUAGAGGAUAUGGUGGUGGAUACGGAGCUAGUGGUGCUGGAGCUGCUGCCGCAUCUGCUGCCGCAGCAGGAGCUGGUGCAGGACCACAAAGACAACGCCAAGGAGCUGCUGCUGCUUCUGCUGCUGCCGCCGCUGGCGCUCAAGGUUACGGAGAUAGAGGUGGAUACGGAGAAAGUUCUAGUGCUGCUGGAGCUGCUGCUGCUGCUGGGGCAGGAUCUGGUGCUGGACCACAAGACAAGACCAAGGGCUGCUGCCGCUGCUGCUCUGCUGCAGGAGGUUAUGGAGGUAGAGGAUACGGUGGUGGAUACGGAGGUCGUGGAGCUGGAGCUGGUGCCGCAUCUGCUGCUGCUGCAGGAGCUGGUGCAGGACAACAAGGACAAGACCAAGGAGCGUCUGCCGCUGCCGCCGCCGCUGCUGCUGCCGCCGCUGCUGCCCAAGGUUAUGGAGGUAGAGGUGGUUACGGACAAGGUGCUGGUGCUGCGGGCGCUGCUGCUGCUGCUGCUGGAGCAGGAGCUGGUGCAGGGCAACAAAGACAAGACCAGGGAGCUGCUGCCGCCGCCGCUGCUGCCGCCGCUGCCGCUGCUGCCCAAGGUUAUGGAGGAUACGGACGUGGUGCUGGUGCUGCGGGCGCUGCUGCUGCUGCUGCUGGAGCAGGAGCUGGUGCAGGACAACAAGAUCAAGACCAACAAGCUGCUGCCGCCGCCGCCGCUGCUGCUGCCGCUGCUGCAGGAGGUUAUGGAGGUAGAGGUGGUUACGGACAAGGUGCUGGUGCUGCGGGCGCUGCUGCUGCUGCUGCUGGAGCAGGAGCUGGUGCAGGGCAACAAAGACAAGACCAGGGAGCUGCUGCCGCCGCUGCUGCCGCUGCCGCUGCUGCCCAAGGUUAUGGAGGUAGAGGAGGAUACGGACGUGGUGCUGGUGCUGCGGGCGCUGCUGCUGCUGCUGCUGGAGCAGGAGCUGGUGCAGGACAACAAGAUCAAGACCAACAAGCUGCUGCCGCCGCCGCCGCUGCUGCUGCCGCUGCUGCAGGAGGUUAUGGAGGUAGAGGAUACGGUGGUGGAUACGGAGGUCGUGGAGCUGGAGCUGGUGCCGCAUCUGCUGCUGCUGCAGGAGCUGGUGCAGGACAACAAGGACAAGACCAAGGAGCUUCUGCCGCUGCCCGCCGCCGCCGCUGCUGCUGCCGCCGCUGCUGCCCAAGGUUAUGGAGGUAGAGGUGGUUACGGACAAGGUGCUGGUGCUGCGGGCGCUGCUGCUGCUGCUGCUGGAGCAGGAGCUGGUGCAGGGCAACAAAGACAAGACCAGG
This is a messenger RNA of Stegodyphus dumicola, 1841 nucleotides long. RefSeq lists its product as uncharacterized. NCBI's taxonomy places the organism in Eukaryota, Metazoa, Arthropoda, Arachnida, Araneae, Eresidae. The record is from RefSeq and is a predicted model, not a curated record.